UUUUUUCAUCUGAAUUCAUUCAGCCAAAAACUGUUUAUCAGAAGUCAGAACUUGUUAAAUUCUUUUUGUUCCCUUAAUAAAAUAUUAGGAGAAUUGACUGCGACAAGCAAUCAAACAAGUACGGCAAUAUGAAAGUAUUGAAUAUAUUAAAAAUAUAUUUGGUUAGCGCUUAGAAAGUCUUUCAUGUGAUACAUUCAAACAAAUUUGUUUGAACAAGAUCCAGAAACUCUAGUAAUAGGCAUACUGCAAUAUAUAAAUAGUUAGCUUUAUAAAUCACAUGGUUUCUGAAUGGAGUAUUGGUAGGUUGGUAGAUGGAAAAAGUCAUAAUCAUUUCUCAAAAAAUAGGUCUCCAACAAUGACACAUUCACACAUACCAAAACCACUAUUUUUAAUCAAAAACAUUAAGUAUGAAAUUUGUUUUUACUAAUUAGACGUUUUUUAGUAAUUUUCUGAUUAGUAAAAUAUGAAAAUGUUAACUAUCAUUUUUUUUGUUAACGAAGGUUUUGUAUUAUGGAAUAUGAUCAUGUGUUUUUUAUGGAGGAUUCUCACCAGUUUGCUUCCUCUUAAGUCUAAUUCCUCUCUAUAUAUAUUUUCAAAUAAUCUCUCUUUCUUAUACAUUAACUUAUAUAAGCAGAUUUGUUUUGUACAUUGAUUCUGAGCUCUGCAACUUCUGUGAUCAAAGCUUCAAUGGAAGGAUUAGCUAUCAGAGCAUCUCGACCAUCAAUUUUCUGCUCUCUUCCGGGUCUCGGCGGUGAUUCUCAGAGACGACCUCUAAGUGACGGUUUCCUAAGGCUGCCGGCGUCGUCUAAUGCGGCGGUUAACACAAACUUAGUCGCGAGUUCUGUUUCUUUUCAUCCAAUCUCCGCCGUCAAUUUGUCUGCACAAGCUUCCCUCACCGCCGAUGUCCCCGCCCUUUCAGACAUUCUUCAACAAAAGGGUUGUGUCAUCUGGAUCACUGGUCUCAGCGGUUCAGGGAAAAGCACUGUCGCGUGUGCGCUAAGUAAAGCAUUGUUUGAAAGAGGCAAACUUACUUACACACUCGACGGCGACAAUGUACGUCAUGGCCUUAACCGGGACCUCACUUUCAAAGCUGAGGAUCGUACCGAAAACAUACGCAGGAUCGGUGAGGUGGCUAAGCUGUUUGCUGAUGUUGGAGUCAUUUGUAUAGCAAGUUUGAUUUCUCCGUACCGGAGAGACAGAGACGCGUGCCGGUCCCUGUUACCCGAAGGCGACUUCGUGGAGGUUUACAUGGACGUUCCUCUGUCUGUGUGCGAGUCAAGAGAUCCAAUUAAGGGGUUGUACAAGCUCGCACGUGCCGGGAAGAUCAAAGGUUUUACUGGAAUCGAUGACCCUUACGAGGCGCCAUUGAAUUGCGAGGUCGUGCUGAAACACACAGGAGACGACGUCUCUUGUUCGCCACGUCAGAUGGCUGAAAACAUCAUCUCUUACUUGCAAGACAAAGGUUACCUUGAAGGCUAAUUAUUAGUCAAAUCUGAAAAAUCAAAGAGAAAAAAAAAACAAUUAGAUUUUGUAAUGGUUAAAUGAUUGCUCUCUCUGGUUCUCUCGUAAGCUUGAGACGUGAUAUACGACAGUGUCUCGCUUGUCAUACUAUCAUUUGUUCUUGAAUUGUGUUAAACUCGAGAUCCAGAGGAAGGGAACACAUAUAUUUCUAAUUUAGUUACUUAUUGUUACUGAUUAUGUUGUAUACUUUUUUUUACUGUGUUGUAUACUUGUAUUACUAAUAAAAUGAACUUCUCUGUAAUUAAUUUGUCUUAGUGAAUUAAUAUUUGAUAGUAAUUCUUCUC
Messenger RNA from Brassica napus (rape), 1805 nucleotides. RefSeq names its product adenylyl-sulfate kinase 2, chloroplastic. Gene Ontology annotation, molecular function: adenylylsulfate kinase activity; ATP binding. Gene Ontology annotation, biological process: sulfate assimilation. The record is from RefSeq and is a predicted model, not a curated record. Lineage: Eukaryota; Viridiplantae; Streptophyta; Magnoliopsida; Brassicales; Brassicaceae.